Trichomonas vaginalis G3 is the source of this 1425-nucleotide messenger RNA. RefSeq names its product protein ubiquitination. Gene Ontology annotation, molecular function: protein binding. The transcript has a single exon. The record is from RefSeq and is a predicted model, not a curated record. The coding region runs from base 1 to 1425 and encodes 474 amino acids. NCBI's taxonomy places the organism in Eukaryota, Parabasalia, Trichomonadida, Trichomonadidae.
AUGUCAGAUGAACAUACUAAUGAUAUAAAUCAAAUUUCUAAUAAUGUCAAUUCAUUUAUUGAGGAUGGAAUCUUUAAUGAUGUCGUUGAUGAAAACAUUUCCCAACAAGAUAUCGAGAAAGCUAAGAAUGAUUCAAAGAGCUUUAAUGAACAUCUUUCGAAGGGAAAAUAUAAAUCUCCCAAAGUUACUGUUAAUAGCUUUGAUGAUGUUUUAGACAUUCUUCAUUUCUACAAAAAAUUUUAUCAACUAGAAUCAUCGCAAUCUUUGAUAGAGUUUUUAGAGAAACAUAAGCCAGAUGGUACAAAAGAUAAUGAAAUCAAACAAUUAAAAAGAGAUAUUUCAACAUUGCAAAAUACAAAUGAACAAUUAACCCGAACAAUUAAUGAUUUUACAACAUUUUUUUCAUUAAAGAAUUCAAAUAAUUUUGACGCAGUAUACAGUUUUCUGAAAGCAAUUUCAGAUAAGGGAGAUAAAAUGAUGAUUAGAAAUUCAUGCUUGCUUAGAUUAAGUGAAAUAAUGGAUGGAAAUGGAAACACUCCACUUAUUGCUGCAUGUAUAAAUGGAGAUUAUCAAUUAACUAAAUCUCUUAUUGAAGGAGGAUGCAAUCGCCUCUACACAAAUUAUAAUGAGGGAAAUUGUUUAUUUGAAGCAUCACUCGCAGGACAUCUUGAGAUUGUCAAAUAUUUGAUUUCAAUUGGGAUUGACAAAAAUUGGCGCAAGAUAUCCAAGCGUAGUACAGCAAUUUUGGCUGCUUCAUCUGGGGGACAUCUUGAAGUAGUGAAAUAUUUGAUAAGUAUUGGCUGUGAUGUAAAUUCGUCAAAUUAUAGUAAUUAUAAUUGCAUUUAUUUUGCAUCACUAAAUGGUCAUCUUGAAACUGUCAAAUACCUUAUUUCUAUGGGAGCAAAUCCAAAUCAAUUUACGCUUUAUAAAUAUUCACCAUUAAUGAUCGCAGUAUUCAAUGGCCAUCUUGCAAUAUUUAAGUAUCUCAUUUCAGUUGGAGUAGAUCCCAAAGUCAAAAAUUAUGAUGGUGAAUCUCUAAUAAUUCUUGCAUCAAAAAAAGGAUAUCUAAAUAUAGUCAAAUAUCUAAUAAAAUGCGGUUGCAAUAAAAACGAUAAAACAACUAAUAAUAAUACAUCUCUUCAUUUUGCUGUGCAGAAGGGAUUUCUUGAUAUUGUUGAAUAUUUAGUUGAAAUUCGUGUAAAACUCAAUGAAGUAAAUAAUCAAGGAAAAACUGCGUUUGAUUAUGCAAUUCAAUAUUCAAAUAAUAGUGAAAAUCGCAAAAUAAUUUUUAAUCUGCUUCGGUUUUCGGGAUACACUCCAGCUGCUAAGCCACACUGCUUUUUAUUGAGAAUGUUGGGAUUGUUCUUGCAAUGGAUACCAAUUUUAUUGUUAAUUUUUUAUCUCCUUUAUUGUUUUCUUUUUUAG